This is a messenger RNA of Sphenostylis stenocarpa, 384 nucleotides long. Lineage: Eukaryota; Viridiplantae; Streptophyta; Magnoliopsida; Fabales; Fabaceae. The record is from the annotation of a GenBank genome assembly.
AUGAGAGGACGGGAAGAUCAACAAUCAAGGGUUUUCUGCGAGCUGUCGGCUCUGGUCUUCAACCUCCUGCGCUCCCCGCCGCUCGUGCCGGAGCCUCCGACCAGACGCUCGCCGCUCGUGCCGGAGCCUCCCACCAGGCGCUCGCCGCAGGGGGCUCAGAUAACACCGGCGGGGUUCGCUUCUCUUCUUCUGGGGAUUUCGGUGGCUCUCAUGCUCUGCGGAUCGGUGACUUUUUUCAUCGGGUUUAUGCUGAUGCCGUGGGUUCUAGGAUUCGUGAUGGUGUUCUACGUCGCUGCUGUCGUUUCCGCUCUCUCCGUUCUGGGGCGUUCCAUUCUCUGUUUCGUCUUGCCGCGUAAAGAUCUUUCUGAGUGGAAACUUAUGUGA